Messenger RNA from Cajanus cajan (pigeon pea), 1451 nucleotides. RefSeq names its product aspartic proteinase CDR1. Gene Ontology annotation, cellular component: extracellular region. Lineage: Eukaryota; Viridiplantae; Streptophyta; Magnoliopsida; Fabales; Fabaceae. The record is from RefSeq and is a predicted model, not a curated record.
UCCUACUACGAAGUUCUUAGUCCUUUCCGUGUUUCCUCGAACAUGUAUGCUUUUAUAUUUUACUUUUCUGCCUUGUGUUCCCUUUCUGUUGUGUCCUUGGCUGAAGCAAGUAAAACCCCAGGUAGUUUCAGCAUUGACCUAAUUCAUUGCGACUCACUAUUGUCACCCUUUUACAAUUCUUCAAUGACCCCAUCACAUCUCAUAAAAAAUGCUGCUUUACGUUCCAUUUCUCGAUCCAAUCUUCUUCACUUCCUUGUGGGUGAAAAAGAAUCAACUGAAACUAUUAUAAUUCCAAACUAUGGUGAAUACCUCAUGAAAUUUUAUAUUGGUACCCCACCUGUGGAAAGGCUUGCAAUUGCUGACACAGGAAGUGAUCUUGUUUGGGUACAAUGUUCUCCUUGUAUGAGUUGUUUUCCCCAAGACACUAAUUUGUUUGAUCCAAACAAGUCUUCCACGUUCUCAAAUGUGUCAUGUGACUCUAAACCUUGCACACUACUCCCUAGUCGCCAACAUCGUUGUGGAAAUUCAGGAGAGUGUGAGUAUUUGUAUCAAUAUGGUGACAAAUCAUUCACAAUGGGAGACUUAGGUGUUGAUGUGAUUAAAUUUGAUACGGAACAAGACCAAGGUGUUACAUUCCCCAAGUCUAUUUUUGGGUGUGGAUUUAACAAUGAUUUUACAGCUGCUAAAAUAGGCAAAAUCACAGGACUAGUGGGUCUUGGAGCAGGGCCAUUGUCAUUAGUUUCACAACUAAGUGAUCAAAUUGGUCAUAAAUUCUCCUAUUGUUUGCUUCCUUUUAGUUCAAAUUCCACUAGCAAAUUGAAAUUUGGGAAAGAAGCAAUAAUAAAAGGGAAUGGUGUUGUGUCCACUCCCUUAAUAACCAAACCUUCUUCUCCUACCUUUUACUUCCUUAAUCUAGAAAGCAUUGUUGUUGGACAAAAGAAGGUGCAAACAGGUCAAACUGAUGGCAACAUAAUAAUCGAUUCUGGGACAACAUUGACGUUGCUUGAACCAACUUUAUACAAUAAGUUUGUGACUUUGGUAAAAGAAGUCAUUGAGGAAGAGCAAAAUCCUCCAAGCCCUUUCGACCUUUGUUUUAGAUAUAAGGAUGAUAUGAAUUUCACUGAUAUUGUAUUUCAGUUUAGAGGAGCUAACGUUUCCCUACUCCCCCAAAACCUGCUUCUUCUGUUGGACACCAACUUGUUAUGCUUCGCAAUUGUGUCCAGUAAUCAACAAGGGUUUUCCAUCUUUGGGAACGUGGCGCAAAUUGAUUUUCAAGUGGAGUAUGAUCUUGAAGGCAAAAUAAUAUCGUUCGCUCCUACUAAUUGUACCAAGUUAGGUUAAUCUCAUCGUUUGUUUAAUAAAGUAUUUAGUAAGUUGUACCAGUACUGAUGGAUUAUCAAAAUAAUGAGGAUAUAUAUGAUGUCUUCUAGGUAAUAACGAUAAUGAAUAAA